Molecule: messenger RNA, 942 nt
Organism: Fusarium vanettenii 77-13-4
Lineage: Eukaryota; Fungi; Ascomycota; Sordariomycetes; Hypocreales; Nectriaceae
Exons: 9
Coding region: 1-942 (313 amino acids)
Source: RefSeq, a predicted model, not a curated record
AUGGUUCCCUCGCUCGUCACCAUCUCCGCCUCUGAGCCCCUUGAGAAGAUCUUGGACAUCAUCGUCCGAGAUGGCGGGGUCAUCGUCUCCAACUUUCUUGAGCCUGAGCUUUUGAAGGAGUCGAUGGAUGCCAUCGAGCCAUUCUUCUCCGGCCGCAAGCUAUAUAACUCUAAAUCAACCCACGGGGAGUUCGGCGCCGACUUCUUUCCGGAGGGCUCGCAGCGUGUUUACGGUCUCUUGUCUAAGACGCCAGACCAGAUUGUCAAGAUCAUUCGCCUCCCCGUCUGGCAAGGUAUCAUGGCGCGCUUCUUGAACGGAGAGUUCGAGGCGUACACAGGCGACCAUCUGGAUCGCAAAAAGAGCGGAUACAUACUUUCAUCAACCGUGGCGAUUCGCCUUGUGCCAGGAGCCGAGUCGCAGCCGCUGCAUAGAGACGACGUCAACUACCAGACCCGCGAUGCCAACGACCCCCUCUUUACUCCCAUGGUCGGCUGUUUGAUUGCAGGAUCCAAGUGCACCUACAAGAAUGGCGCCACUGCCGUCAUCCCCGGAAGUCACCUCUGGGGCCCUGACCGCGCGCCCAAGGCCGAGGAGUGCACGUACGCGGAGAUGGAAGCUGGAUCUGCACUCUUCACUCUCGGCUCCACUUACCACGGUGCUGGGGAAAACAAGUGCGAAAAGACCGACCCCGAUGCUCUGCGGACCUUGUUUGCUGUCUUUGGCCAGCGAGAUUACUUUCGCCAGGAUCAGUAUGAGGUCCUCUCCACGCCUAUCGAGGUUGCUCGUAAAUUGCCUGACGAUAUCCUUAGGCUAGCCGGCUACUACAAGGCUGUUGGCGGUGUUGGAUAUGUGGACGAUCACCAGAGUCCUGCUGAAUACUUGCAGAAGGACGGUAAUGGCAUGGGCAAGUUUGGUACUGCUGCUACACAGGGGUCGGUCUAA